GUUCUCGUGCCAAAAAAGCCCGAUUCAUCUCUAAACCUCGACUGGCCGACUAAUUUGCCACACUAUUCUUAUGUCAACUUAGCUUCUACAAGUUUGUUUGAUGAAGACGGAAGUGAGAGGUUUGGUGAUGGAAUGAACACAGAUAACCAUAUAGAGGAGGAGGUAGAUGAGCCAUCUCUCAUCCAGAAGCUCUCUGGCUACGCGCACACCCACAUCGAUUCAGACUCAUUAUGGCAGCCGCUUCGCCUUCCAUAUUCAAGCCAACCAUUAAUAAAGCGAUUUCGCUCUCAGCAAUAUCGCCUGGAACAGCAGCCUUCACAAAAGUCUUCUGGGUAA
Protopolystoma xenopodis is the source of this 336-nucleotide messenger RNA. Lineage: Eukaryota; Metazoa; Platyhelminthes; Monogenea; Polystomatidea; Polystomatidae. The record is from the annotation of a GenBank genome assembly.